GGGCGGCGGGCUGACAGGCAGGGAACGGCAGCGAUCUUGGGCUUCCCCGACGAACCCGAGGCCGGCCGCUUGUCUCCUGCCAUACAGGCCGCUCCUCGCCCGGCUGGGCCCCGAUUUCCUGACUGACCUCCCGGGCUCUGACUAACCGUGUGACUGACGCGCUGACAGCCCUGGCCAGAAGGACCUACUUCCACCCAUGGCGCGUGUCAGGAGUAGGGUAGAGAAAGACUCAGACACCCACGCACCGCACCCGUUUCUCUUCUUUUUCUCCUACUUCUCUCUCCUCGAAGGACUCGAGCCGACUUACACACCAAUUAGGAGCCCAGGCACCCUAGCACCCCAGCAGGAGACCCAGGCCUCACCCCGUCCCCUCCAGGUCUCCCCACCUCAGUCCUCCUGUGCUCCAGGCACAGGGUCCCCCCGGUCCACGCCCCCGUCCUCGUGGUGCCCAUCCCAGCCCCGCCCAUCUCUCCUGCAGGUCCACAGCAUGCCGCAGCAGCACCCAGAGGUGGACAUGCCCCACGUAGAGUUCAAGGACCAGGAGCCACAGCUGCUGGGGGAGAACCAGGAACAGCAGCAGGGUGAGGAGACCCGCGAUGAGGAGGCUUGUCAAGGGCCAGCUAGUCAGGUUUCUAGCCCCUCUGUCGCCACCUCCAGUGCCAACCGCCAGCUGAUGAUGCUGGAAGGAAAGUCAGGACCCUACUUUUCCUCUCUGGACUCGAGCAUCGACAUGCUGAAGAAGAGGGCCCAGGAGCUGAUAGAAAACAUCAACGAGAGCAGACAGAAGGACCAUGCCCUCAUGACCAACUUCAGAGACAGCCUCAAGAUCAAGGUUUCAGACCUGACAGAGAAGCUCGAGGAGAGGAUGUAUCAGAUUUAUAAUCACCACAACAAGAUCAUCCAGGAAAAGCUCCAAGAGUUCACCCAAAAGAUGGCAAAGAUCAGUCACCUGGAAACAGAGCUCAAACAAGUGUGCCACACCGUGGAAACUGUGUACAAAGACCUUUGUGUCCAGCCUGAGGCUACUACUCUGGAAGAAGAACAGAUUCACAAAGAUGGCGAAUGCUGACAGCUACCAGGAGAGUCACUCUUAGUGACAGCCACCAAGGAAGGCCACCGUUUGGGCCAUGCUGAGAAAAUUGUUUUUCAGAGUUCUGCAAUGCUUCUUUGGCAAAAACAAACAAAACCCAACCGAGGCUCUUUGUGCCAGGCCUCAAAGCACAGCAAGUCCAGCCCCCACCACGGGCCCAGCUUUGGUACUCUCCCAGAUUCACCCCACCCCAACCCCACAGUUGAUUAAAUGUUUGAUUUUCAA
Molecule: messenger RNA, 1315 nt
Organism: Bubalus bubalis (water buffalo)
Lineage: Eukaryota; Metazoa; Chordata; Mammalia; Artiodactyla; Bovidae
Gene: SYCE2
Product: synaptonemal complex central element protein 2
Exons: 5
Coding region: 197-1069 (290 amino acids)
Biological process (GO): synaptonemal complex assembly
Cellular component (GO): central element
Source: RefSeq, a predicted model, not a curated record